AUGGCACCCGCAGAGCCCAACCACAAGCCUUUCGAGGUACAAGGCGAGUUGCCAGUAUUUGAAGAGGAGCUUGAAGGAUGGAAGGGCUACAUCGAGUGGGAAAGAUAUCCAGAGAAAAAGAAGAGAGCAGCAGAGAUCAUGGCGAAAUAUGAUUUCCCUGUGCCUCCGGAGUUUCAGAUGGAACCGUUGCCCAAGACUAACCCUAUCUUGGAAGGAGUACGUUGGAAACACUAUCAUUAUGCCAUGGGGCCAACCCUAAGCAACGUGCCGGAUAUUUCAUGGGAGUAUGUCAAGAAGGAAAAAAGCGAGGACAUGAUCCAUGUCUUACAGUUCCCCUAUAACGGUGAACCACCAAGGAAACGGCUAGUUGAGACUGAGAUCACCAAUAACCCCGAUUUCUUCGUCCGUAACCAUGGCGGUAUCCCAGAGAUCGACCCCAGCAAAUACUUCUUCGAGGUCGAAGGUCUGGUCAACAACCCCAAGAAGAUCACUCUCGAUAUGCUCAAAGACGAAUCCAUCUUCCCCCGUCAAUCUACAGUUGCUACACUGCAAUGUUCUGGCACCCGCCGUAUUGAGCAAAUUCACGAAUACCCUGGUGACGGCGACGAGCUCAUCAAUGCACCCUGGGGUGAAGGCGCCAUCGGUACCGCCCGCUGGACCGGUGUGUCCCUCAAGAAGGUCAUCAAGUACUGCGGUGGACUGAAGGAGGGUGGUUCGCAUCUUGAGUUCUUCGGUGCAGAUACGUACUUCAAGAAGGGCGAGGUGUACAACUACGCGGUCUCUGCGCCUGUCCGAAAGAUGAAGAUCAACGAGAUAUUACUGGCGUGGGAGAUGAACGGCGAGCCCCUCCCUGCGAUUCACGGCGCACCGCUUCGUGUUGUGGUUAUGGGCUACAUUGGCGCUCGUUCCUGCAAGUGGCUCACGCGCAUCAAUGUCAUCGAUGCGCCUUCGAUGGCCCCUGUGCAGAUGAAAGAGUACCUCUACUACAACCCCCAGAUGGGCAAGCAGAACGUGACAUACAGCAACGGUUUCAGUAUCCAGACCAUGCCUGUCUCGUCUGCAAUCAUGACGCCAGUGAACAACGACGUCAUCAUUCAUGACGGCAAAAUCACAUUCACCGGCUGGGCUUACAGUGGCAGUGGAUGGCCGGAGCGUGUCGAAGUCAGUAAUGACGGCGGAGGCGUAUGGUACGAAGUACCCAAUGAGAAGUUGAGUAAGAAGUACUUCCACGCCUGGAGAACAUGGUCCUUCGAAUGUCCAGUCGAUGCAGAAGGAUGGUUAGAGUUCUGCGUCAGAUGUUGGGACGAUGCAUUGAAUACCCAACCCACAUAUGUCCGCAGCGCAUGGAACUGGGAUCUUCACGUUACGUCUUCGUGCCAUCGCGUCAAGUUGUACAGCGUCAAUAAGUCGAAGCCGAUGACUGCUAAGCGACUGAAGCAGUUCGAGGAUCGAGGCUUGCCUUUCUUGCCGCUUACGCGCCCUGUGCCUUUCGACCUUGAGUCGGACGAGGAGUACCUCAGGGAGAUGUCCAGACGUGACGGUCGCGAUCCUGAAGAAUAGUCACUGCUAGGAUCGAAGGUCGACGAAAUCCACUUUAAUCUUGGUAGCAUUUAGUAUCAUAUGA
This is a messenger RNA of Boeremia exigua, 1624 nucleotides long. RefSeq names its product Oxidoreductase, molybdopterin-binding domain-containing protein. NCBI's taxonomy places the organism in Eukaryota, Fungi, Ascomycota, Dothideomycetes, Pleosporales, Didymellaceae. Gene Ontology annotation, cellular component: mitochondrion. The record is from RefSeq and is a predicted model, not a curated record. The coding region runs from base 1 to 1560 and encodes 519 amino acids. Gene Ontology annotation, molecular function: oxidoreductase activity; molybdenum ion binding. The transcript has 6 exons.